AUGUCUGCUCGACCAAACGUCAACACUCUCGACCGAGACCACUCCUCCUCCUCUUCCGCCACUCCUCCUUCUGCGACUCGACCCGCGACAUCUCGGCCCAUGGCAAAGUCAGCUAGUUUUGCCUCGGCACCUUCUGCAGCAGUGGCUACUGACGAUCGGGUUCGCAACGUUAGCAAUGGCAGCAGUAAUACCAGUUCUUCUAUCUCGACGCGCCCGUCACAAAUAGCUCCAUCAGAAGUAUCCGUCGCUCCUUCUUCCACGGCCACACUCCCACGUUCAACCGCAUCCUCGUCCCAGAGCGGUUGGAACCGGCGCCAUUCUCUCGUUCACAGAGGUGACUGGAUUCCACCUCCAAUUUCCGAGGUCUCGCGAGACUCGAUUUCUUCAAACGGGUCCUGGAUUAGGCGUUUAUCCAUACGACCUCUUUCUCAACACGGAAGUCCACGAUCCAGCGUUGGACCCGACUCCCUCUCCGUUAAUUUUUCUCUGAGUUCCGCAGCCCCCAUUCUUUCACAGCAAUCCUCAGCACACCCACAACAGCAACAGUCAAGGAACAAACUGGUAAAACGCGCAACGGCCGGCCAGGACGCCGCUCCCGCCAGCCUUUCCAGGCGUGGCUCUCGCUCUCAGAUGCCUUCACUACGCCGCCCUGCAACAAGUCACCAACGCUCUGCCACUUUACACCAAGUAUCCUAUCCGGACGAACCGGCCCCUGCGGCGUCAAAUCCAGUAGAUCCAAAAUUUUCUUUCGACCAACGGACCCGCCCAAGCUUGGCCAUCUUCCGUCUGGGAGCUGACAGCCCCGAGCCCCGUGUUGACCAAAACGAUCGAGCAGAAACCGACGAUAGACAGGAAGAGAGUGCUCAUGCUCACGUAGAGCCCCGGCUACUGCAGCACACCCAGAAGAGCUUUCUGCAAACGAAGUGGACAUCGUUUUUCCAUGGACAAUUAACAAAGUCGACUGUACCUGUUCGUGGUAGUUCGCCUUUCUCCGGUGAGAGUAGUCCUGGCGGUACUCACUACAGCCUUCCGUCGCGAACAUUACAGGUUCGACACGGGAAACAAUCCAGAAUUUAUCUUACGCAGGCUUCAGCGCUCUCUGCUCAAGAACCUGCCUCGACGCCGUCUCCUUCUCCCGCACCACGUGCCACUGCGACGCUCGCCUCUCCUUUUCAGUCGCCUGUUGCUAUCAAAACCGUUGGAAAGACGCCUGAGGGGAAUACAGACGAUAUGACUGUCUCUCCUCAUGGCUCAAACUCCUCGCCCCAGGACACACCAUCAAAGCGAGCUAGGCGUUCAAUCUCAAUGAACUUCAGCUCACCGACAAGUUGGAUGUCAAAGACUGGUAGCAUUCGUCGUUCGAAACGCGGCACCGAAUAUCCGCCAAACGCAAGUGCCACAGGCAGUCUCCGCAUGAAUAGACAGCUUGCUGCUGCCGCUGCUGCAGGUAGUCUGUCUAAUGGGAGACGGCAUGUCUCUGCUCCUUCAUCUGGGUCCCGGCCCUCAUCAGCACACGCACAUUAUGAGCAAUUCCAGACUCGUAGUGCGACAACACCGGCCGACUUGCACCUCCGUAAACCGCUGGAGGGGUUCACCCAGCCACCCCACGGUCCUGGUGAUGCCCACGAGGGGGAACAGGUGGUGGUCGGCAGAGACAGUCCCGUGCCACCGUCGUACGUGGAUGCCAGAGCUAUUCCGAAGCGUCAACGUAACUCAUCCUCACCUCUACCUCCACUGUCGCGCCUCUCUAGUUUUAAUAUUGAUUUGACUCGGCUGGGAGCUUCUUCAAGCGCAUCUGGCCAAUUAGCAGCUGCCAUUGCCGGUAGCUCGGCGUCAUACAAGGAGAACCAGACAUCUGGUCCCUCAGGCUUUGCAACUCUGCCGCGGUCCUUCCCACUUGUGCCGCGCCACCGGGAUGUAUCUGACGAGCGGUCGUUCGCUUUAGUCGGCUCGGAUUUGGAACAACGCGGAUUUGCAUCGUCCGGCGAUGAUGACGAUACCGACUUUAAGAGCGAUACCAUCUUCGACUCGAUCCGUACCGCGGCCUCUGCACGUGUCCGUUCCACCGACACCCCGAUCGAGUCAAUGUUUGACGAAUCCCCACCCAGCACAGCAGGCAACGGCAAAGCGAAGCGUCUCUCGAUACAAGAAAUUCUGGGCCAGGCUUGGGAUAGUGACACGCGGAUCAUGGAGGAAGAAGACGAGGGUUUCUCGACCCCUAUUCGGAAUCUUCAAACAAGAGCGGAACGGUCUUCAUCUCCCUCAUCGGUCCUGCGUCACUUUGACGAGGACUAUAUGCCUGCUAACAGCCGCGACAAUCGCCCCAAAACCGAACUGAACAGCGUCCUCGCGCCGGCGACUAGCGGUUCUUCUCAUGCAAACGACGUUGAUUAUAGUCGGCCAUCCCUUGAUGAUGACGAUGAUGACGACUGGGCGCGUGUGGAUGAUAGUGGUGUUACAAAUCACCUGUCCCCACCGUCUAGAUCCGCCCACAACUCGUUCCACGAGAUGAACGGCCUGUUCCGAAACAACAGCACUGGUUUCCCAUCUUCUCACCAUCAGCGCCCUGCUCUUGGACUAAUCAGUGGAAACGGUGGACUGGACCUAUCGUCCGAACAGUACGAUCGCUUCAUGACGGGCGGUAGUCGAGAGCGGCCUCGGAGCAACCUGUUUGACUGGAGCGAGUCGACCGUGCACCUCGACAAGAUUGACAGCGAUGGACAUUCACCGCGGCCCAAGACUGUGCACGGCAAACAGGAACUGGACCUUAGGAACGGACGGGCUGCGAACCGGAAGGGCCCAGCAGUCGCUCACGUCAGAAGCCAGAGCGUACCAGUGAACGCUGACCCUGCAACCGAAGGUACCAAGCCGUCUACAUCCAAGUUCGGAACAUGGGCCUCUUCUGGACCGAAGAACGCAAGUGAGGACUGGGACGACGACUUUGAUUUUGGCACCAAUCACGGCGAUGACGAUGAUGACGAAAACGCUGCCGACUGCUUCGACACCGACGAAGAGGAUGCAUUUGGCCGCUCCUCCACGCUGCGCUCAAGCAAAGGGCCUGGCUCGUUUGCCAUGAUUGUCCCGGCAUCGAUCCAGGCCACACAGCCCACUGUGAAGGCCCAUUCGGGCCAGAUCCGCGAGCUGUCGCUCCUGGUGAACGGGCUAAAGCGCCUUUGCCGUCAUGCUCGGGACCUGGACAUCGUUGACGAAUCGCCAGCGUUGUGGAAAGAGGCCGCAAAUAUCAUUGCGCUGGCCUCGCCUGACGAAGACCUUUCUGAGGCUGCAGCACCUAAGGCCAAACCCGUUGCAGGAGACUCUAGUGGCUCACCUACCGAGAGAGCGGAAACGGCAGUCGCAGCAGUAGAGAACGACAGCGAUAUUCCAAGAGCCUCAAUCGAAUUCGAUGCGUCCGAUGUUGACAAUCGGAUUUUGGAAGCGAAGUUCGACUCCCAGAAUCGCGACAGCUUCGAGGAUCCCUUCGACACGUCUGAAUUUCUGCAGGCGCCAAGCACGCCACCCCGACCCGACAUGAGUAGGACUGCUGUUGUUAGGGAGCGACACAACACUCGCCGCCGGUCGGUGUUUUCCCCCGAAGACGACAUCUUUGGUGGCGGCUGGCCAGUGGCUGAUGACAAGUCCCCUGCGAGGCAAGUCGAGAAGGAGGCGCGGCGACCGCAGACACCCAACCGGUUCAUAACGACCGCGGAGACGCCCGACAGUGCUAUGAUUGAGUCCAUCAUGGCAGCAAUGCAGCAGCAGCGGUCCGCAUCGGCGCCGAUUCGAAAGUCGCCCGUCAAGCAGACGUCAACAUCGGAGCUGUUUUUUAACACGAAUACGCUCCAGGAGCUUGUGAAGCGCGCUAACACCCUCUUCCACACACUCUCUGAUCUCGUCCGCCGCGCCGAGCUGUUCACGCAGAGUCCGGCCGUGACACCACGACAUGACCGCCUCAAUCGCUGUGAGGACGGUAGCCCCGCUUUCACGCGUGUGUUCACCGACCCAUCGAGCCCCUCAAAGCGACUACCCAAGAGCCACAGUGGUAACUCGGUUGCUCGUGCCUCGCCGGCUUUGGAAUCACCUUCCACGGCGCGAGUCAGCCAGAGGCUGCAAAUGAUGACGGUGAACUGA
Molecule: messenger RNA, 4128 nt
Organism: Sporothrix schenckii 1099-18
Lineage: Eukaryota; Fungi; Ascomycota; Sordariomycetes; Ophiostomatales; Ophiostomataceae
Exons: 1
Coding region: 1-4128 (1375 amino acids)
Biological process (GO): regulation of mitotic cytokinesis
Molecular function (GO): GTPase activator activity
Source: RefSeq, a predicted model, not a curated record